AUGGGCGGGGCGGGCGGCGGCUGGGCGCGCGAGGCGCCGGCGCUGCUGAGCACGGCGCUGCUGCUGGGCGGGCUGCCGGAGCGCCCGCCGGCGCCGCUCUUCACCAUCGACAGCAUCCUGGCGCCGCGCCCGCCGCCGGGCCCGCCGCUGCAGCUGCUGCACGCGCCCUUCCCCCGCCCGCCCGAACUGUUCGGUGUAGGAGGCGUAGGGGCGAACCACGGCGCGUACGCCGGGCUAUACGGCGGGUACGCGGCGGCAGCGCUGGCGGGCUUAGCCGGCCCGCCGCCCAAGCGAAAGCGCAGGCACCGCACGAUCUUCACGGAGGAGCAGCUGGAGCAGCUCGAGAGCACCUUCGACAAGACGCACUACCCCGAUGUCGUGCUGCGGGAACAGCUCGCGUUGAGGGUCGACCUGAAGGAGGAGAGGGUUGAGGUAUGGUUUAAAAACCGGCGAGCGAAAUGGAGGAAGCAGAAGCGGGAAGAACAAGAGCGGCUACGGAAACUCCAAGAGGAGCGAGUGUGCGGGAGGGCGCCUCUGCUGGUCCGAAGCGCCCUGUCUCCCGCGCACUCGCCCGCGGAGCAUGCGCCGGCGCCGCCCACGCCCAGGCACUAUACCGACGACUCGGAGUCAGACCUGGAGGUCGCCUGAGUGAUGGUACACCUAGGAAGCGAGCCAUACUCUCACUUGACGACAAAGAGCCAACGGCAGCGACUAGCGAGCCAUUGGACUUGAUAAUAUGAUGAUGACAGGAGAAGAACGUUGAAAGCGAUUUGUUUCAAGCCACAACACAAUGUUACAUUGUUACAGCUAAAUAAGCCAUGAAGGCUAUAAUGCUGCAUAUUGCUGUGCCCUACGUAUCUGGAUAUGGUUGCAGCUGAACCAUGCAUUUAAUAACUCUGGUUAGACAACACAGUGCGUCGAAAUAAGCCGAUAAGGAAUAUUCCGUAAUAAUUUUAGAAAAUGGAUACUCGACAAUUAAUCAAAAUGAAAUAAAUUAUUUAAGAAUAAGUUUGUGGCCUGAUAUUUUUGAUAAGAUGGAGGACAAUAAACAGAAGAAUGGUCUGAUCUUAAAUUUGAAACAAUUAACCAAGUAAUAAUGGAUCUGUGAAACAAAAUGCUUUUCUCAACUUACUCCAAUAUGCCGGUUCGUUGGAUGACACAAAAUAACACGUUCGAUAAUUAUUUAUAGGCGCAAUAUAGUGAUGGUGAAAGUGAUGGGACGGUUGAAAUCGCGAGUGCUUUCUUCAUGGUGUAUUUAUUGUGUGACGCGCUAUUAGGACAUUAUUGGACUUUUAUUACACCUUAUGACAAUAUUUUCGAUAGAACAAGCAAAAUUAACAUUGUUUAUUUUGAAUGCAUUCAAAUCAAUUUGUUUAACGGUGUAAUAUCUUCUACGGUUCAUGAAGUUUGAUUUCUAUCACAAAACAAGGUUAGGGGGAUAUUUUAUCAUACGAUUUUCUAAUACUAUGUCAAGUUGUAAAUCAAUAUACGUAAUAAAUAAGUACAAUAUUACAAAGUCAUCACAUAAUCUCUAAGGAUAAUAUUAAAUUAAUUUAUCGUAAAAGAUUGUAUGUAUCUAUAAAUGUUUAGAAAUAAAUGUAGGUUUCUAGUUGUAGCUUUCUACUUUAUAAUUAGUAGGUAUUUGGAUAUUGUUACGUUGCAUCAUUCAAAUUUAUUUUAAAAUGCGACAUUUAA
Molecule: messenger RNA, 1695 nt
Organism: Ostrinia nubilalis (European corn borer)
Lineage: Eukaryota; Metazoa; Arthropoda; Insecta; Lepidoptera; Crambidae
Product: homeobox protein goosecoid-2-like
Exons: 3
Coding region: 1-648 (215 amino acids)
Biological process (GO): regulation of transcription by RNA polymerase II
Molecular function (GO): DNA-binding transcription factor activity, RNA polymerase II-specific; RNA polymerase II transcription regulatory region sequence-specific DNA binding
Source: RefSeq, a predicted model, not a curated record